Molecule: messenger RNA, 26700 nt
Organism: Closterium sp. Naga37s-1
Lineage: Eukaryota; Viridiplantae; Streptophyta; Zygnematophyceae; Desmidiales; Closteriaceae
Source: the annotation of a GenBank genome assembly
AUGCAGAGGGCAGGAGGGAAGGAUGUUAUGCAGAGGGCAGGAGGGAAGGAUGUUAUGCAGAGGGCAGGAGGGAAGGAUGUUAUGCAGAGGGCAGGAGGGAAGGAUGUUAUGCAGAGGGCAGGAGGGAAGGAUGUUAUGCAGAGGGCAGGAGGGAAGGAUGUUAUGCAGAGGGCAGGAGGGAAGGAUGUUAUGCAGAGGGCAGGAGGGAAGGAUGUUAUGCAGAGGGCAGGAGGGAAGGAUGUUAUGCAGAGGGCAGGAGGGAAGGAUGUUAUGCAGAGGGCAGGAGGGAAGGAUGUUAUGCAGAGGGCAGGAGGGAAGGAUGUUAUGCAGAGGGCAGGAGGGAAGGAUGUUAUGCAGAGGGCAGGAGGGAAGGAUGUUAUGCAGAGGGCAGGAGGGAAGGAUGUUAUGCAGAGGGCAGGAGGGAAGGAUGUUAUGCAGAGGGCAGGAGGGAAGGAUGUUAUGCAGAGGGCAGGAGGGAAGGAUGUUAUGCAGAGGGCAGGAGGGAAGGAUGUUAUGCAGAGGGCAGGAGGGAAGGAUGUUAUGCAGAGGGCAGGAGGGAAGGAUGUUAUGCAGAGGGUAGGAGGGAAGGAUGUUAUGCAGAGGGCAGGAGGGAAGGAUGUUAUGCAGAGGGCAGGAGGGAAGGAUGUUAUGCAGAGGGUAGGAGGGAAGGAUGUUAUGCAGAGGGCAGGAGGGAAGGAUGUUAUGCAGAGGGCAGGAGGGAAGGAUGUUAUGCAGAGGGCAGGAGGGAAGGAUGUUAUGCAGAGGGCAGGAGGGAAGGAUGUUAUGCAGAGGGCAGGAGGGAAGGAUGUUAUGCAGAGGGCAGGAGGGAAGGAUGUUAUGCAGAGGGCAGGAGGGAAGGAUGUUAUGCAGAGGGCAGGAGGGAAGGAUGUUAUGCAGAGGGCAGGAGGGAAGGAUGUUAUGCAGAGGGCAGGAGGGAAGGAUGUUAUGCAGAGGGCAGGAGGGAAGGAUGUUAUGCAGAGGGCAGGAGGGAAGGAUGUUAUGCAGAGGGCAGGAGGGAAGGAUGUUAUGCAGAGGGCAGGAGGGAAGGAUGUUAUGCAGAGGGCAGGAGGGAAGGAUGUUAUGCAGAGGGCAGGAGGGAAGGAUGUUAUGCAGAGGGCAGGAGGGAAGGAUGUUAUGCAGAGGGCAGGAGGGAAGGAUGUUAUGCAGAGGGCAGGAGGGAAGGAUGUUAUGCAGAGGGCAGGAGGGAAGGAUGUUAUGCAGAGGGCAGGAGGGAAGGAUGUUAUGCAGAGGGCAGGAGGGAAGGAUGUUAUGCAGAGGGCAGGAGGGAAGGAUGUUAUGCAGAGGGCAGGAGGGAAGGAUGUUAUGCAGAGGGCAGGAGGGAAGGAUGUUAUGCAGAGGGCAGGAGGGAAGGAUGUUAUGCAGAGGGCAGGAGGGAAGGAUGUUAUGCAGAGGGCAGGAGGGAAGGAUGUUAUGCAGAGGGCAGGAGGGAAGGAUAGGGCAGGAGGGAAGGAUGUUAUGCAGAGGGCAGGAGGGAAGGAUGUUAUGCAGAGGGCAGGAGGGAAGGAUGUUAUGCAGAGGGCAGGAGGGAAGGAUGUUAUGCAGAGGGCAGGAGGGAAGGAUGUUAUGCAGAGGGCAGGAGGGAAGGAUGUUAUGCAGAGGGCAGGAGGGAAGGAUGUUAUGCAGAGGGCAGGAGGGAAGGAUGUUAUGCAGAGGGCAGGAGGGAAGGAUGUUAUGCAGAGGGCAGGAGGGAAGGAUGUUAUGCAGAGGGCAGGAGGGAAGGAUGUUAUGCAGAGGGCAGGAGGGAAGGAUGUUAUGCAGAGGGCAGGAGGGAAGGAUGUUAUGCAGAGGGCAGGAGGGAAGGAUGUUAUGCAGAGGGCAGGAGGGAAGGAUGUUAUGCAGAGGGCAGGAGGGAAGGAUGUUAUGCAGAGGGCAGGAGGGAAGGAUGUUAUGCAGAGGGCAGGAGGGAAGGAUGUUAUGCAGAGGGCAGGAGGGAAGGAUGUUAUGCAGAGGGCAGGAGGGAAGGAUGUUAUGCAGAGGGCAGGAGGGAAGGAUGUUAUGCAGAGGGCAGGAGGGAAGGAUGUUAUGCAGAGGGCAGGAGGGAAGGAUGUUAUGCAGAGGGCAGGAGGGAAGGAUGUUAUGCAGAGGGCAGGAGGGAAGGAUGUUAUGCAGAGGGCAGGAGGGAAGGAUGUUAUGCAGAGGGCAGGAGGGAAGGAUGUUAUGCAGAGGGCAGGAGGGAAGGAUGUUAUGCAGAGGGCAGGAGGGAAGGAUGUUAUGCAGAGGGCAGGAGGGAAGGAUGUUAUGCAGAGGGCAGGAGGGAAGGAUGUUAUGCAGAGGGCAGGAGGGAAGGAUGUUAUGCAGAGGGCAGGAGGGAAGGAUGUUAUGCAGAGGGCAGGAGGGAAGGAUGUUAUGCAGAGGGCAGGAGGGAAGGAUGUUAUGCAGAGGGCAGGAGGGAAGGAUGUUAUGCAGAGGGCAGGAGGGAAGGAUGUUAUGCAGAGGGCAGGAGGGAAGGAUGUUAUGCAGAGGGCAGGAGGGAAGGAUGUUAUGCAGAGGGCAGGAGGGAAGGAUGUUAUGCAGAGGGCAGGAGGGAAGGAUGUUAUGCAGAGGGCAGGAGGGAAGGAUGUUAUGCAGAGGGCAGGAGGGAAGGAUGUUAUGCAGAGGGCAGGAGGGAAGGAUGUUAUGCAGAGGGCAGGAGGGAAGGAUGUUAUGCAGAGGGCAGGAGGGAAGGAUGUUAUGCAGAGGGCAGGAGGGAAGGAUGUUAUGCAGAGGGCAGGAGGGAAGGAUGUUAUGCAGAGGGCAGGAGGGAAGGAUGUUAUGCAGAGGGCAGGAGGGAAGGAUGUUAUGCAGAGGGCAGGAGGGAAGGAUGUUAUGCAGAGGGCAGGAGGGAAGGAUGUUAUGCAGAGGGCAGGAGGGAAGGAUGUUAUGCAGAGGGCAGGAGGGAAGGAUGUUAUGCAGAGGGCAGGAGGGAAGGAUGUUAUGCAGAGGGCAGGAGGGAAGGAUGUUAUGCAGAGGGCAGGAGGGAAGGAUGUUAUGCAGAGGGCAGGAGGGAAGGAUGUUAUGCAGAGGGCAGGAGGGAAGGAUGUUAUGCAGAGGGCAGGAGGGAAGGAUGUUAUGCAGAGGGCAGGAGGGAAGGAUGUUAUGCAGAGGGCAGGAGGGAAGGAUGUUAUGCAGAGGGCAGGAGGGAAGGAUGUUAUGCAGAGGGCAGGAGGGAAGGAUGUUAUGCAGAGGGCAGGAGGGAAGGAUGUUAUGCAGAGGGCAGGAGGGAAGGAUGUUAUGCAGAGGGCAGGAGGGAAGGAUGUUAUGCAGAGGGCAGGAGGGAAGGAUGUUAUGCAGAGGGCAGGAGGGAAGGAUGUUAUGCAGAGGGCAGGAGGGAAGGAUGUUAUGCAGAGGGCAGGAGGGAAGGAUGUUAUGCAGAGGGCAGGAGGGAAGGAUGUUAUGCAGAGGGCAGGAGGGAAGGAUGUUAUGCAGAGGGCAGGAGGGAAGGAUGUUAUGCAGAGGGCAGGAGGGAAGGAUGUUAUGCAGAGGGCAGGAGGGAAGGAUGUUAUGCAGAGGGCAGGAGGGAAGGAUGUUAUGCAGAGGGCAGGAGGGAAGGAUGUUAUGCAGAGGGCAGGAGGGAAGGAUGUUAUGCAGAGGGCAGGAGGGAAGGAUGUUAUGCAGAGGGCAGGAGGGAAGGAUGUUAUGCAGAGGGCAGGAGGGAAGGAUGUUAUGCAGAGGGCAGGAGGGAAGGAUGUUAUGCAGAGGGCAGGAGGGAAGGAUGUUAUGCAGAGGGCAGGAGGGAAGGAUGUUAUGCAGAGGGCAGGAGGGAAGGAUGUUAUGCAGAGGGCAGGAGGGAAGGAUGUUAUGCAGAGGGCAGGAGGGAAGGAUGUUAUGCAGAGGGCAGGAGGGAAGGAUGUUAUGCAGAGGGCAGGAGGGAAGGAUGUUAUGCAGAGGGCAGGAGGGAAGGAUGUUAUGCAGAGGGCAGGAGGGAAGGAUGUUAUGCAGAGGGCAGGAGGGAAGGAUGUUAUGCAGAGGGCAGGAGGGAAGGAUGUUAUGCAGAGGGCAGGAGGGAAGGAUGUUAUGCAGAGGGCAGGAGGGAAGGAUGUUAUGCAGAGGGCAGGAGGGAAGGAUGUUAUGCAGAGGGCAGGAGGGAAGGAUGUUAUGCAGAGGGCAGGAGGGAAGGAUGUUAUGCAGAGGGCAGGAGGGAAGGAUGUUAUGCAGAGGGCAGGAGGGAAGGAUGUUAUGCAGAGGGCAGGAGGGAAGGAUGUUAUGCAGAGGGCAGGAGGGAAGGAUGUUAUGCAGAGGGCAGGAGGGAAGGAUGUUAUGCAGAGGGCAGGAGGGAAGGAUGUUAUGCAGAGGGCAGGAGGGAAGGAUGUUAUGCAGAGGGCAGGAGGGAAGGAUGUUAUGCAGAGGGCAGGAGGGAGGGCAGGAGGGAAGGAUGUUAUGCAGAGGGCAGGAGGGAAGGAUGUUAUGCAGAGGGCAGGAGGGAAGGAUGUUAUGCAGAGGGCAGGAGGGAAGGAUGUUAUGCAGAGGGCAGGAGGGAAGGAUGUUAUGCAGAGGGCAGGAGGGAAGGAUGUUAUGCAGAGGGCAGGAGGGAAGGAUGUUAUGCAGAGGGCAGGAGGGAAGGAUGUUAUGCAGAGGGCAGGAGGGAAGGAUGUUAUGCAGAGGGCAGGAGGGAAGGAUGUUAUGCAGAGGGCAGGAGGGAAGGAUGUUAUGCAGAGGGCAGGAGGGAAGGAUGUUAUGCAGAGGGCAGGAGGGAAGGAUGUUAUGCAGAGGGCAGGAGGGAAGGAUGUUAUGCAGAGGGCAGGAGGGAAGGAUGUUAUGCAGAGGGCAGGAGGGAAGGAUGUUAUGCAGAGGGCAGGAGGGAAGGAUGUUAUGCAGAGGGCAGGAGGGAAGGAUGUUAUGCAGAGGGCAGGAGGGAAGGAUGUUAUGCAGAGGGCAGGAGGGAAGGAUGUUAUGCAGAGGGCAGGAGGGAAGGAUGUUAUGCAGAGGGCAGGAGGGAAGGAUGUUAUGCAGAGGGCAGGAGGGAAGGAUGUUAUGCAGAGGGCAGGAGGGAAGGAUGUUAUGCAGAGGGCAGGAGGGAAGGAUGUUAUGCAGAGGGCAGGAGGGAAGGAUGUUAUGCAGAGGGCAGGAGGGAAGGAUGUUAUGCAGAGGGCAGGAGGGAAGGAUGUUAUGCAGAGGGCAGGAGGGAAGGAUGUUAUGCAGAGGGCAGGAGGGAAGGAUGUUAUGCAGAGGGCAGGAGGGAAGGAUGUUAUGCAGAGGGCAGGAGGGAAGGAUGUUAUGCAGAGGGCAGGAGGGAAGGAUGUUAUGCAGAGGGCAGGAGGGAAGGAUGUUAUGCAGAGGGCAGGAGGGAAGGAUGUUAUGCAGAGGGCAGGAGGGAAGGAUGUUAUGCAGAGGGCAGGAGGGAAGGAUGUUAUGCAGAGGGCAGGAGGGAAGGAUGUUAUGCAGAGGGCAGGAGGGAAGGAUGUUAUGCAGAGGGCAGGAGGGAAGGAUGUUAUGCAGAGGGCAGGAGGGAAGGAUGUUAUGCAGAGGGCAGGAGGGAAGGAUAGGGCAGGAGGGAAGGAUGUUAUGCAGAGGGCAGGAGGGAAGGAUGUUAUGCAGAGGGCAGGAGGGAAGGAUGUUAUGCAGAGGGCAGGAGGGAAGGAUGUUAUGCAGAGGGCAGGAGGGAAGGAUGUUAUGCAGAGGGCAGGAGGGAAGGAUGUUAUGCAGAGGGCAGGAGGGAAGGAUGUUAUGCAGAGGGCAGGAGGGAAGGAUGUUAUGCAGAGGGCAGGAGGGAAGGAUGUUAUGCAGAGGGCAGGAGGGAAGGAUGUUAUGCAGAGGGCAGGAGGGAAGGAUGUUAUGCAGAGGGCAGGAGGGAAGGAUGUUAUGCAGAGGGCAGGAGGGAAGGAUGUUAUGCAGAGGGCAGGAGGGAAGGAUGUUAUGCAGAGGGCAGGAGGGAAGGAUGUUAUGCAGAGGGCAGGAGGGAAGGAUGUUAUGCAGAGGGCAGGAGGGAAGGAUGUUAUGCAGAGGGCAGGAGGGAAGGAUGUUAUGCAGAGGGCAGGAGGGAAGGAUGUUAUGCAGAGGGCAGGAGGGAAGGAUGUUAUGCAGAGGGCAGGAGGGAAGGAUGUUAUGCAGAGGGCAGGAGGGAAGGAUGUUAUGCAGAGGGCAGGAGGGAAGGAUGUUAUGCAGAGGGCAGGAGGGAAGGAUGUUAUGCAGAGGGCAGGAGGGAAGGAUGUUAUGCAGAGGGCAGGAGGGAAGGAUGUUAUGCAGAGGGCAGGAGGGAAGGAUGUUAUGCAGAGGGCAGGAGGGAAGGAUGUUAUGCAGAGGGCAGGAGGGAAGGAUGUUAUGCAGAGGGCAGGAGGGAAGGAUGUUAUGCAGAGGGCAGGAGGGAAGGAUGUUAUGCAGAGGGCAGGAGGGAAGGAUGUUAUGCAGAGGGCAGGAGGGAAGGAUGUUAUGCAGAGGGCAGGAGGGAAGGAUGUUAUGCAGAGGGCAGGAGGGAAGGAUGUUAUGCAGAGGGCAGGAGGGAAGGAUGUUAUGCAGAGGGCAGGAGGGAAGGAUGUUAUGCAGAGGGCAGGAGGGAAGGAUGUUAUGCAGAGGGCAGGAGGGAAGGAUGUUAUGCAGAGGGCAGGAGGGAAGGAUGUUAUGCAGAGGGCAGGAGGGAAGGAUGUUAUGCAGAGGGCAGGAGGGAAGGAUGUUAUGCAGAGGGCAGGAGGGAAGGAUGUUAUGCAGAGGGCAGGAGGGAAGGAUGUUAUGCAGAGGGCAGGAGGGAAGGAUGUUAUGCAGAGGGCAGGAGGGAAGGAUGUUAUGCAGAGGGCAGGAGGGAAGGAUGUUAUGCAGAGGGCAGGAGGGAAGGAUGUUAUGCAGAGGGCAGGAGGGAAGGAUGUUAUGCAGAGGGCAGGAGGGAAGGAUGUUAUGCAGAGGGCAGGAGGGAAGGAUGUUAUGCAGAGGGCAGGAGGGAAGGAUGUUAUGCAGAGGGCAGGAGGGAAGGAUGUUAUGCAGAGGGCAGGAGGGAAGGAUGUUAUGCAGAGGGCAGGAGGGAAGGAUGUUAUGCAGAGGGCAGGAGGGAAGGAUGUUAUGCAGAGGGCAGGAGGGAAGGAUGUUAUGCAGAGGGCAGGAGGGAAGGAUGUUAUGCAGAGGGCAGGAGGGAAGGAUGUUAUGCAGAGGGCAGGAGGGAAGGAUGUUAUGCAGAGGGCAGGAGGGAAGGAUGUUAUGCAGAGGGCAGGAGGGAAGGAUAGGGCAGGAGGGAAGGAUGUUAUGCAGAGGGCAGGAGGGAAGGAUGUUAUGCAGAGGGCAGGAGGGAAGGAUGUUAUGCAGAGGGCAGGAGGGAAGGAUGUUAUGCAGAGGGCAGGAGGGAAGGAUGUUAUGCAGAGGGCAGGAGGGAAGGAUGUUAUGCAGAGGGCAGGAGGGAAGGAUGUUAUGCAGAGGGCAGGAGGGAAGGAUGUUAUGCAGAGGGCAGGAGGGAAGGAUGUUAUGCAGAGGGCAGGAGGGAAGGAUGUUAUGCAGAGGGCAGGAGGGAAGGAUGUUAUGCAGAGGGCAGGAGGGAAGGAUGUUAUGCAGAGGGCAGGAGGGAAGGAUGUUAUGCAGAGGGCAGGAGGGAAGGAUGUUAUGCAGAGGGCAGGAGGGAAGGAUGUUAUGCAGAGGGCAGGAGGGAAGGAUGUUAUGCAGAGGGCAGGAGGGAAGGAUGUUAUGCAGAGGGCAGGAGGGAAGGAUGUUAUGCAGAGGGCAGGAGGGAAGGAUGUUAUGCAGAGGGCAGGAGGGAAGGAUGUUAUGCAGAGGGCAGGAGGGAAGGAUGUUAUGCAGAGGGCAGGAGGGAAGGAUGUUAUGCAGAGGGCAGGAGGGAAGGAUGUUAUGCAGAGGGCAGGAGGGAAGGAUGUUAUGCAGAGGGCAGGAGGGAAGGAUGUUAUGCAGAGGGCAGGAGGGAAGGAUGUUAUGCAGAGGGCAGGAGGGAAGGAUGUUAUGCAGAGGGCAGGAGGGAAGGAUGUUAUGCAGAGGGCAGGAGGGAAGGAUGUUAUGCAGAGGGCAGGAGGGAAGGAUGUUAUGCAGAGGGCAGGAGGGAAGGAUGUUAUGCAGAGGGCAGGAGGGAAGGAUGUUAUGCAGAGGGCAGGAGGGAAGGAUGUUAUGCAGAGGGCAGGAGGGAAGGAUGUUAUGCAGAGGGCAGGAGGGAAGGAUGUUAUGCAGAGGGCAGGAGGGAAGGAUGUUAUGCAGAGGGCAGGAGGGAAGGAUGUUAUGCAGAGGGCAGGAGGGAAGGAUGUUAUGCAGAGGGCAGGAGGGAAGGAUGUUAUGCAGAGGGCAGGAGGGAAGGAUGUUAUGCAGAGGGCAGGAGGGAAGGAUGUUAUGCAGAGGGCAGGAGGGAAGGAUGUUAUGCAGAGGGCAGGAGGGAAGGAUGUUAUGCAGAGGGCAGGAGGGAAGGAUGUUAUGCAGAGGGCAGGAGGGAAGGAUGUUAUGCAGAGGGCAGGAGGGAAGGAUGUUAUGCAGAGGGCAGGAGGGAAGGAUGUUAUGCAGAGGGCAGGAGGGAAGGAUGUUAUGCAGAGGGCAGGAGGGAAGGAUGUUAUGCAGAGGGCAGGAGGGAAGGAUGUUAUGCAGAGGGCAGGAGGGAAGGAUGUUAUGCAGAGGGCAGGAGGGAAGGAUGUUAUGCAGAGGGCAGGAGGGAAGGAUGUUAUGCAGAGGGCAGGAGGGAAGGAUGUUAUGCAGAGGGCAGGAGGGAAGGAUGUUAUGCAGAGGGCAGGAGGGAAGGAUGUUAUGCAGAGGGCAGGAGGGAAGGAUGUUAUGCAGAGGGCAGGAGGGAAGGAUGUUAUGCAGAGGGCAGGAGGGAAGGAUGUUAUGCAGAGGGCAGGAGGGAAGGAUGUUAUGCAGAGGGCAGGAGGGAAGGAUGUUAUGCAGAGGGCAGGAGGGAAGGAUGUUAUGCAGAGGGCAGGAGGGAAGGAUGUUAUGCAGAGGGCAGGAGGGAAGGAUGUUAUGCAGAGGGCAGGAGGGAAGGAUGUUAUGCAGAGGGCAGGAGGGAAGGAUGUUAUGCAGAGGGCAGGAGGGAAGGAUGUUAUGCAGAGGGCAGGAGGGAAGGAUGUUAUGCAGAGGGCAGGAGGGAAGGAUGUUAUGCAGAGGGCAGGAGGGAAGGAUGUUAUGCAGAGGGCAGGAGGGAAGGAUGUUAUGCAGAGGGCAGGAGGGAAGGAUGUUAUGCAGAGGGCAGGAGGGAAGGAUGUUAUGCAGAGGGCAGGAGGGAAGGAUGUUAUGCAGAGGGCAGGAGGGAAGGAUGUUAUGCAGAGGGCAGGAGGGAAGGAUGUUAUGCAGAGGGCAGGAGGGAAGGAUGUUAUGCAGAGGGCAGGAGGGAAGGAUGUUAUGCAGAGGGCAGGAGGGAAGGAUGUUAUGCAGAGGGCAGGAGGGAAGGAUGUUAUGCAGAGGGCAGGAGGGAAGGAUGUUAUGCAGAGGGCAGGAGGGAAGGAUAGGGCAGGAGGGAAGGAUGUUAUGCAGAGGGCAGGAGGGAAGGAUGUUAUGCAGAGGGCAGGAGGGAAGGAUGUUAUGCAGAGGGCAGGAGGGAAGGAUGUUAUGCAGAGGGCAGGAGGGAAGGAUGUUAUGCAGAGGGCAGGAGGGAAGGAUGUUAUGCAGAGGGCAGGAGGGAAGGAUGUUAUGCAGAGGGCAGGAGGGAAGGAUGUUAUGCAGAGGGCAGGAGGGAAGGAUGUUAUGCAGAGGGCAGGAGGGAAGGAUGUUAUGCAGAGGGCAGGAGGGAAGGAUGUUAUGCAGAGGGCAGGAGGGAAGGAUGUUAUGCAGAGGGCAGGAGGGAAGGAUGUUAUGCAGAGGGCAGGAGGGAAGGAUGUUAUGCAGAGGGCAGGAGGGAAGGAUGUUAUGCAGAGGGCAGGAGGGAAGGAUGUUAUGCAGAGGGCAGGAGGGAAGGAUGUUAUGCAGAGGGCAGGAGGGAAGGAUGUUAUGCAGAGGGCAGGAGGGAAGGAUGUUAUGCAGAGGGCAGGAGGGAAGGAUGUUAUGCAGAGGGCAGGAGGGAAGGAUGUUAUGCAGAGGGCAGGAGGGAAGGAUGUUAUGCAGAGGGCAGGAGGGAAGGAUGUUAUGCAGAGGGCAGGAGGGAAGGAUGUUAUGCAGAGGGCAGGAGGGAAGGAUGUUAUGCAGAGGGCAGGAGGGAAGGAUGUUAUGCAGAGGGCAGGAGGGAAGGAUGUUAUGCAGAGGGCAGGAGGGAAGGAUAGGGCAGGAGGGAAGGAUGUUAUGCAGAGGGCAGGAGGGAAGGAUGUUAUGCAGAGGGCAGGAGGGAAGGAUGUUAUGCAGAGGGCAGGAGGGAAGGAUGUUAUGCAGAGGGCAGGAGGGAAGGAUGUUAUGCAGAGGGCAGGAGGGAAGGAUGUUAUGCAGAGGGCAGGAGGGAAGGAUGUUAUGCAGAGGGCAGGAGGGAAGGAUGUUAUGCAGAGGGCAGGAGGGAAGGAUGUUAUGCAGAGGGCAGGAGGGAAGGAUGUUAUGCAGAGGGCAGGAGGGAAGGAUGUUAUGCAGAGGGCAGGAGGGAAGGAUGUUAUGCAGAGGGCAGGAGGGAAGGAUGUUAUGCAGAGGGCAGGAGGGAAGGAUGUUAUGCAGAGGGCAGGAGGGAAGGAUGUUAUGCAGAGGGCAGGAGGGAAGGAUGUUAUGCAGAGGGCAGGAGGGAAGGAUGUUAUGCAGAGGGCAGGAGGGAAGGAUGUUAUGCAGAGGGCAGGAGGGAAGGAUGUUAUGCAGAGGGCAGGAGGGAAGGAUGUUAUGCAGGCAGGAGGGAAGGAUGUUAUGCAGAGGGCAGGAGGGAGGGAUGUUAUGCAGAGGGCAGGAGGGAAGGAUGUUAUGCAGAGGGCAGGAGGGAAGGAUGUUAUGCAGAGGGCAGGAGGGAAGGAUAGGGCAGGAGGGAAGGAUGUUAUGCAGAGGGUAGGAGGGAAGGAUGUUAUGCAGAGGGCAGGAGGGAAGGAUGUUAUGCAGAGGGCAGGAGGGAAGGAUGUUAUGCAGAGGGCAGGAGGGAAGGAUGUUAUGCAGAGGGCAGGAGGGAAGGAUGUUAUGCAGAGGGCAGGAGGGAAGGAUGUUAUGCAGAGGGCAGGAGGGAAGGAUGUUAUGCAGAGGGCAGGAGGGAAGGAUGUUAUGCAGAGGGCAGGAGGGAAGGAUGUUAUGCAGAGGGCAGGAGGGAAGGAUGUUAUGCAGAGGGCAGGAGGGAAGGAUGUUAUGCAGAGGGCAGGAGGGAAGGAUGUUAUGCAGAGGGCAGGAGGGAAGGAUGUUAUGCAGAGGGCAGGAGGGAAGGAUGUUAUGCAGAGGGCAGGAGGGAAGGAUGUUAUGCAGAGGGCAGGAGGAAGGAUGUUAUGCAGAGGGCAGGAGGGAAGGAUGUUAUGCAGAGGGCAGGAGGGAAGGAUGUUAUGCAGAGGGCAGGAGGGAAGGAUGUUAUGCAGAGGGCAGGAGGGAAGGAUGUUAUGCAGAGGGCAGGAGGGAAGGAUGUUAUGCAGAGGGCAGGAGGGAAGGAUGUUAUGCAGAGGGCAGGAGGGAAGGAUGUUAUGCAGAGGGCAGGAGGGAAGGAUGUUAUGCAGAGGGCAGGAGGGAGGAUGUUAUGCAGAGGGCAGGAGGGAGGAUGUUAUGCAGAGGGCAGGAGGGAAGGAUGUUAUGCAGAGGGCAGGAGGGAAGGAUGUUAUGCAGAGGGCAGGAGGGAGGGAUGUUAUGCAGAGGGCAGGAGGGAGGAUGUUAUGCAGAGGGCAGGAGGGAGGAUGUUAUGCAGAGGGCAGGAGGGAAGGAUGUUAUGCAGAGGGCAGGAGGGAAGGAUGUUAUGCAGAGGGCAGGAGGGAGGGAUGUUAUGCAGAGGGCAGGAGGGAGGAUGUUAUGCAGAGGGCAGGAGGGAAGGAUGUUAUGCAGAGGGCAGGAGGGAAGGAUGUUAUGCAGAGGGCAGGAGGGAAGGAUGUUAUGCAGAGGGCAGGAGGGAAGGAUGUUAUGCAGAGGGCAGGAGGGAAGGAUGUUAUGCAGAGGGCAGGAGGGAAGGAUGUUAUGCAGAGGGCAGGAGGGAAGGAUGUUAUGCAGAGGGCAGGAGGGAAGGAUGUUAUGCAGAGGGCAGGAGGGAAGGAUGUUAUGCAGAGGGCAGGAGGGAAGGAUGUUAUGCAGAGGGCAGGAGGGAAGGAUGUUAUGCAGAGGGCAGGAGGGAAGGAUGUUAGGGGCAGGAGGAGGAUGUUAUGCAGAGGGCAGGAGGGAAGGAUGUUAUGCAGAGGGCAGGAGGGAAGGAUGUUAUGCAGAGGGCAGGAGGGAAGGAUGUUAUGCAGAGGGCAGGAGGGAAGGAUGUUAUGCAGAGGGCAGGAGGGAAGGAUGUUAUGCAGAGGGCAGGAGGGAAGGAUGUUAUGCAGAGGGCAGGAGGGAAGGAUGUUAUGCAGAGGCAGGAGGGAAGGAUGUUAUGCAGAGGGCAGGAGGGAAGGAUGUUAUGCAGAGGGCAGGAGGGAAGGAUGUUAUGCAGAGGGCAGGAGGGAAGGAUGUUAUGCAGAGGGCAGGAGGGAAGGAUGUUAUGCAGAGGGCAGGAGGAAGGAUGUUAUGCAGAGGGCAGGAGGGAAGGAUGUUAUGCAGAGGGCAGGAGGGAAGGAUGUUAUGCAGAGGGCAGGAGGGAAGGAUGUUAUGCAGAGGGCAGGAGGGAAGGAUGUUAUGCAGAGGGCAGGAGGGAAGGAUGUUAUGCAGAGGGCAGGAGGGAAGGAUUGUUAUGCAGAGGGCAGGAGGGAAGGAUGUUAUGCAGAGGGCAGGAGGGAAGGAUGUUAUGCAGAGGGCAGGAGGAAGGAUGUUAUGCAGAGGGCAGGAGGGAAGGAUGUUAUGCAGAGGGCAGGAGGGAAGGAUGUUAUGCAGAGGGCAGGAGGGAAGGAUGUUAUGCAGAGGGCAGGAGGGAAGGAUGUUAUGCAGAGGGCAGGAGGGAAGGAUGUUAUGCAGAGGGCAGGAGGGAAGGAUGUUAUGCAGAGGGCAGGAGGGAAGGAUGUUAUGCAGAGGGCAGGAGGGAAGGAUGUUAUGCAGAGGGCAGGAGGGAAGGAUGUUAUGCAGAGGGCAGGAGGGAAGGAUGUUAUGCAGAGGGCAGGAGGGAAGGAUGUUAUGCAGAGGGCAGGAGGGAAGGAUGUUAUGCAGAGGGCAGGAGGGAAGGAUGUUAUGCAGAGGGCAGGAGGGAAGGAUGUUAUGCAGAGGGCAGGAGGGAAGGAUGUUAUGCAGAGGGCAGGAGGGAAGGAUGUUAUGCAGAGGGCAGGAGGGAAGGAUGUUAUGCAGAGGGCAGGAGGGAAGGAUGUUAUGCAGAGGGCAGGAGGGAAGGAUGUUAUGCAGAGGGCAGGAGGGAAGGAUGUUAUGCAGAGGGCAGGAGGGAAGGAUGUUAUGCAGAGGGCAGGAGGGAAGGAUGUUAUGCAGAGGGCAGGAGGGAAGGAUGUUAUGCAGAGGGCAGGAGGGAAGGAUGUUAUGCAGAGGGCAGGAGGGAAGGAUGUUAUGCAGAGGGCAGGAGGGAAGGAUGUUAUGCAGAGGGCAGGAGGGAAGGAUGUUAUGCAGAGGGCAGGAGGGAAGGAUGUUAUGCAGAGGGCAGGAGGGAAGGAUGUUAUGCAGAGGGCAGGAGGGAAGGAUGUUAUGCAGAGGGCAGGAGGGAAGGAUGUUAUGCAGAGGGCAGGAGGGAAGGAUGUUAUGCAGAGGGCAGGAGGGAAGGAUGUUAUGCAGAGGGCAGGAGGGAAGGAUGUUAUGCAGAGGGCAGGAGGGAAGGAUGUUAUGCAGAGGGCAGGAGGGAAGGAUGUUAUGCAGAGGGCAGGAGGGAAGGAUGUUAUGCAGAGGGCAGGAGGGAAGGAUGUUAUGCAGAGGGCAGGAGGGAAGGAUGUUAUGCAGAGGGCAGGAGGGAAGGAUGUUAUGCAGAGGGCAGGAGGGAAGGAUGUUAUGCAGAGGGCAGGAGGGAAGGAUGUUAUGCAGAGGGCAGGAGGGAAGGAUGUUAUGCAGAGGGCAGGAGGGAAGGAUGUUAUGCAGAGGGCAGGAGGGAAGGAUGUUAUGCAGAGGGCAGGAGGGAAGGAUGUUAUGCAGAGGGCAGGAGGGAAGGAUGUUAUGCAGAGGGCAGGAGGGAAGGAUGUUAUGCAGAGGGCAGGAGGGAAGGAUGUUAUGCAGAGGGCAGGAGGGAAGGAUGUUAUGCAGAGGGCAGGAGGGAAGGAUGUUAUGCAGAGGGCAGGAGGGAAGGAUGUUAUGCAGAGGGCAGGAGGGAAGGAUGUUAUGCAGAGGGCAGGAGGGAAGGAUGUUAUGCAGAGGGCAGGAGGGAAGGAUGUUAUGCAGAGGGCAGGAGGGAGGGAUGUUAUGCAGAGGGCAGGAGGGAGGGAUGUUAUGCAGAGGGCAGGAGGGAAGGAUGUUAUGCAGAGGGCAGGAGGGAAGGAUGUUAUGCAGAGGGCAGGAGGGAAGGAUGUUAUGCAGAGGGCAGGAGGGGAGGAUGUUAUGCAGAGGGCAGGAGGGAGGGAUGUUAUGCAGAGGGCAGGAGGGAAGGAUGUUAUGCAGAGGGCAGGAGGGAAGGAUGUUAUGCAGAGGGCAGGAGGGAAGGAUGUUAUGCAGAGGGCAGGAGGGAAGGAUGUUAUGCAGAGGGCAGGAGGGAAGGAUGUUAUGCAGAGGGCAGGAGGGAAGGAUGUUAUGCAGAGGGCAGGAGGGAAGGAUGUUAUGCAGAGGGCAGGAGGGAAGGAUGUUAUGCAGAGGGCAGGAGGGAAGGAUGUUAUGCAGAGGGCAGGAGGGAAGGAUGUUAUGCAGAGGGCAGGAGGGAAGGAUGUUAUGCAGAGGGCAGGAGGGAAGGAUGUUAUGCAGAGGGCAGGAGGGAAGGAUGUUAUGCAGAGGGCAGGAGGGAAGGAUGUUAUGCAGAGGGCAGGAGGGAAGGAUGUUAUGCAGAGGGCAGGAGGGAAGGAUGUUAUGCAGAGGGCAGGAGGGAAGGAUGUUAUGCAGAGGGCAGGAGGGAAGGAUGUUAUGCAGAGGGCAGGAGGGAAGGAUGUUAUGCAGAGGGCAGGAGGGAAGGAUGUUAUGCAGAGGGCAGGAGGGAAGGAUGUUAUGCAGAGGGCAGGAGGGAAGGAUGUUAUGCAGAGGGGAUGUUAUGCAGAGGCAGGAGGAAGGAUGUUAUGCAGAGGGCAGGAGGGAAGGAUGUUAUGCAGAGGGCAGGAGGGAAGGAUGUUAUGCAGAGGGCAGGAGGGAAGGAUGUUAUGCAGAGGGCAGGAGGGAAGGAUGUUAUGCAGAGGGCAGGAGGGAAGGAUGUUAUGCAGAGGGCAGGAGGGAAGGAUGUUAUGCAGAGGGCAGGAGGGAAGGGAUGUUAUGCAGAGGGCAGGAGGGAAGGAUGUUAUGCAGAGGGCAGGAGGGAAGGAUGUUAUGCAGAGGGCAGGAGGGAAGGAUGUUAUGCAGAGGGCAGGAGGGAAGGAUGUUAUGCAGAGGGCAGGAGGAAGGAUGUUAUGCAGAGGGCAGGAGGGAAGGAUGAGGAAGGAUGUUAUGCAGAGGGCAGGAGGGAAGGAUGUUAUGCAGAGGGCAGGAGGGAAGGAUGUUAUGCAGAGGGCAGGAGGGAAGGAUGUUAUGCAGAGGGCAGGAGGGAAGGAUGUUAUGCAGAGGGCAGGAGGGAAGGAUGUUAUGCAGAGGGCAGGAGGGAAGGAUGUUAUGCAGAGGGCAGGAGGGAAGGAUGUUAUGCAGAGGGCAGGAGGGAAGGAUGUUAUGCAGAGGGCAGGAGGGAAGGAUGUUAUGCAGAGGGCAGGAGGGAAGGAUGUUAUGCAGAGGGCAGGAGGGAAGGAUGUUAUGCAGAGGGCAGGAGGGAAGGAUGUUAUGCAGAGGGCAGGAGGGAAGGAUGUUAUGCAGAGGGCAGGAGGGAAGGAUGUUAUGCAGAGGGCAGGAGGGAAGGAUGUUAUGCAGAGGGCAGGAGGGAAGGAUGUUAUGCAGAGGGCAGGAGGGAAGGAUGUUAUGCAGAGGGCAGGAGGGAAGGAUGUUAUGCAGAGGGCAGGAGGGAAGGAUGUUAUGCAGAGGGCAGGAGGGAAGGAUGUUAUGCAGAGGGCAGGAGGGAAGGAUGUUAUGCAGAGGGCAGGAGGGAAGGAUGUUAUGCAGAGGGCAGGAGGGAAGGAUGUUAUGCAGAGGGCAGGAGGGAAGGAUGUUAUGCAGAGGGCAGGAGGGAGGGAUGUUAUGCAGAGGGCAGGAGGGAAGGAUGUUAUGCAGAGGGCAGGAGGGAAGGAUAGGGCAGGAGGGAAGGAUGUUAUGCAGAGGGCAGGAGGGAAGGAUGUUAUGCAGAGGGCAGGAGGGAAGGAUGUUAUGCAGAGGGCAGGAGGGAAGGAUGUUAUGCAGAGGGCAGGAGGGAAGGAUGUUAUGCAGAGGGCAGGAGGGAAGGAUGUUAUGCAGAGGGCAGGAGGGAAGGAUGUUAUGCAGAGGGCAGGAGGGAAGGAUAGGGCAGGAGGGAAGGAUGUUAUGCAGAGGGCAGGAGGGAAGGAUGUUAUGCAGAGGGCAGGAGGGAAGGAUGUUAUGCAGAGGGCAGGAGGGAAGGAUGUUAUGCAGAGGGCAGGAGGGAAGGAUGUUAUGCAGAGGGCAGGAGGGAAGGAUGUUAUGCAGAGGGCAGGAGGGAAGGAUGUUAUGCAGAGGGCAGGAGGGAAGGAUGUUAUGCAGAGGGCAGGAGGGAAGGAUGUUAUGCAGAGGGCAGGAGGGAAGGAUGUUAUGCAGAGGGCAGGAGGGAAGGAUGUUAUGCAGAGGGCAGGAGGGAAGGAUGUUAUGCAGAGGGCAGGAGGGAAGGAUGUUAUGCAGAGGGCAGGAGGGAAGGAUGUUAUGCAGAGGGCAGGAGGGAAGGAUGUUAUGCAGAGGGCAGGAGGGAAGGAUGUUAUGCAGAGGGCAGGAGGGAAGGAUGUUAUGCAGAGGGCAGGAGGGAAGGAUGUUAUGCAGAGGGCAGGAGGGAAGGAUGUUAUGCAGAGGGCAGGAGGGAAGGAUGUUAUGCAGAGGGCAGGAGGGAAGGAUGUUAUGCAGAGGGCAGGAGGGAAGGAUGUUAUGCAGAGGGCAGGAGGGAAGGAUGUUAUGCAGAGGGCAGGAGGGAAGGAUGUUAUGCAGAGGGCAGGAGGGAAGGAUGUUAUGCAGAGGGCAGGAGGGAAGGAUGUUAUGCAGAGGGCAGGAGGGAAGGAUGUUAUGCAGAGGGCAGGAGGGAAGGAUGUUAUGCAGAGGGCAGGAGGGAAGGAUGUUAUGCAGAGGGCAGGAGGGAAGGAUGUUAUGCAGAGGGCAGGAGGGAAGGAUGUUAUGCAGAGGGCAGGAGGGAAGGAUGUUAUGCAGAGGGCAGGAGGGAAGGAUGUUAUGCAGAGGGCAGGAGGGAAGGAUGUUAUGCAGAGGGCAGGAGGGAAGGAUGUUAUGCAGAGGGCAGGAGGGAAGGAUGUUAUGCAGAGGGCAGGAGGGAAGGAUGUUAUGCAGAGGGCAGGAGGGAAGGAUGUUAUGCAGAGGGCAGGAGGGAAGGAUGUUAUGCAGAGGGCAGGAGGGAAGGAUGUUAUGCAGAGGGCAGGAGGGAAGGAUGUUAUGCAGAGGGCAGGAGGGAAGGAUGUUAUGCAGAGGGCAGGAGGGAAGGAUGUUAUGCAGAGGGCAGGAGGGAAGGAUGUUAUGCAGAGGGCAGGAGGGAAGGAUGUUAUGCAGAGGGCAGGAGGGAAGGAUGUUAUGCAGAGGGCAGGAGGGAAGGAUGUUAUGCAGAGGGCAGGAGGGAAGGAUGUUAUGCAGAGGGCAGGAGGGAAGGAUGUUAUGCAGAGGGCAGGAGGGAAGGAUGUUAUGCAGAGGGCAGGAGGGAAGGAUGUUAUGCAGAGGGCAGGAGGGAAGGAUGUUAUGCAGAGGGCAGGAGGGAAGGAUGUUAUGCAGAGGGCAGGAGGGAAGGAUGUUAUGCAGAGGGCAGGAGGGAAGGAUGUUAUGCAGAGGGCAGGAGGGAAGGAUGUUAUGCAGAGGGCAGGAGGGAAGGAUGUUAUGCAGAGGGCAGGAGGGAAGGAUGUUAUGCAGAGGGCAGGAGGGAGGGAUGUUAUGCAGAGGGCAGGAGGGAAGGAUGUUAUGCAGAGGGCAGGAGGGAAGGAUGUUAUGCAGAGGGCAGGAGGGAAGGAUGUUAUGCAGAGGGCAGGAGGGAAGGAUGUUAUGCAGAGGGCAGGAGGGAAGGAUGUUAUGCAGAGGGCAGGAGGGAAGGAUGUUAUGCAGAGGGCAGGAGGGAAGGAUGUUAUGCAGAGGGCAGGAGGGAAGGAUGUUAUGCAGAGGGCAGGAGGGAAGGAUGUUAUGCAGAGGGCAGGAGGGAAGGAUGUUAUGCAGAGGGGCAGGAGGGAAGGAUGUUAUGCAGAGGGCAGGAGGGAAGGAUGUUAUGCAGAGGGCAGGAGGGAAGGAUGUUAUGCAGAGGGCAGGAGGGAAGGAUGUUAUGCAGAGGGCAGGAGGGAAGGAUGUUAUGCAGAGGGCAGGAGGGAAGGAUGUUAUGCAGAGGGCAGGAGGGAAGGAUGUUAUGCAGAGGGCAGGAGGGAAGGAUGUUAUGCAGAGGGCAGGAGGGAAGGAUGUUAUGCAGAGGGCAGGAGGGAAGGAUGUUAUGCAGAGGGCAGGAGGGAAGGAUGUUAUGCAGAGGGCAGGAGGGAAGGAUGUUAUGCAGAGGGCAGGAGGAAGGAUGUUAUGCAGAGGGCAGGAGGGAAGGAUGUUAUGCAGAGGGCAGGAGGGAAGGAUGUUAUGCAGAGGGCAGGAGGGAAGGAUGUUAUGCAGAGGGCAGGAGGGAAGGAUGUUAUGCAGAGGGCAGGAGGGAAGGAUGUUAUGCAGAGGGCAGGAGGGAAGGAUGUUAUGCAGAGGGCAGGAGGGAAGGAUGUUAUGCAGAGGGCAGGAGGGAGGAUGUUAUGCAGAGGGCAGGAGGGAAGGAUGUUAUGCAGAGGGCAGGAGGGAAGGAUGUUAUGCAGAGGGCAGGAGGGAAGGAUGUUAUGCAGAGGGCAGGAGGGAAGGGAUGUUAUGCAGAGGGCAGGAGGAGGAUGUUUAUGCAGAGGGCAGGAGGGAGGAUGUUAUGCAGAGGGCAGGAGGGAAGGAUGUUAUGCAGAGGGCAGGAGGGAAGGAUGUUAUGCAGAGGGCAGGAGGGAAGGAUGUUAUGCAGAGGGCAGGAGGGAAGGAUGUUAUGCAGAGGGCAGGAGGGAGGGAUGUUAUGCAGAGGGCAGGAGGGAAGGAUGUUAUGCAGAGGGCAGGAGGGAAGGAUGUUAUGCAGAGGGCAGGAGGGAAGGAUGUUAUGCAGAGGGCAGGAGGGAAGGAUGUUAUGCAGAGGGCAGGAGGGAAGGAUGUUAUGCAGAGGGCAGGAGGGAAGGAUGUUAUGCAGAGGGCAGGAGGGAAGGAUGUUAUGCAGAGGGCAGGAGGGAAGGAUGUUUAGGGCAGGAGGAGGAUGUUAUGCAGAGGGCAGGAGGGAAGGAUGUUAUGCAGAGGGCAGGAGGGAAGGAUGUUAUGCAGAGGGCAGGAGGGAAGGAUGUUAUGCAGAGGGCAGGAGGGAAGGAUGUUAUGCAGAGGGCAGGAGGGAAGGAUGUUAUGCAGAGGGCAGGAGGGAAGGAUGUUAUGCAGAGGGCAGGAGGGAAGGAUGUUAUGCAGAGGGCAGGAGGGAAGGAUGUUAUGCAGAGGGCAGGAGGGAAGGAUGUUAUGCAGAGGGCAGGAGGGAAGGAUGUUAUGCAGAGGGCAGGAGGGAAGGAUGUUAUGCAGAGGGCAGGAGGGAAGGAUGUUAUGCAGAGGGCAGGAGGGAAGGAUGUUAUGCAGAGGGCAGGAGGGAAGGAUGUUAUGCAGAGGGCAGAGGGAGGAUGUUAUGCAGAGGGCAGGAGGGAAGGAUGUUAUGCAGAGGGCAGGAGGGAAGGAUGUUAUGCAGAGGGCAGGGAGGGAAGGAUGUUAUGCAGAGGGCAGGAGGGAAGAGGGCAGAGGGAAGGAUGUUAUGCAGAGGCAGAGGAAGGAUGUUAUGCAGAGGGCAGGAGGGAAGGAUGUUAUGCAGAGGGCAGGAGGGAAGGAUGUUAUGCAGAGGGCAGGAGGGAAGGAUGUUAUGCAGAGGGCAGGAGGGAAGGAUGUUAUGCAGAGGGCAGGAGGGAAGGAUGUUAUGCAGAGGCAGGAGGGAAGGAUGUUAUGCAGAGGGCAGGAGGGAAGGAUGUUAUGCAGAGGGCAGGAGGGAAGGAUGUUAUGCAGAGGGCAGGAGGGAAGGAUGUUAUGCAGAGGGCAGGAGGGAAGGAUGUUAUGCAGAGGGCAGGAGGGAAGGAUGUUAUGCAGAGGGCAGGAGGGAAGGAUGUUAUGCAGAGGGCAGGAGGGAAGGAUGUUAUGCAGAGGGCAGGAGGGAAGGAUGUUAUGCAGAGGGCAGGAGGGAAGGAUGUUAUGCAGAGGGCAGGAGGGAAGGAUGUUAUGCAGAGGGCAGGAGGGAAGGAUGUUAUGCAGAGGGCAGGAGGGAAGGAUGUUAUGCAGAGGGCAGGAGGGAAGGAUGUUAUGCAGAGGGCAGGAGGGAAGGAUGUUAUGCAGAGGGCAGGAGGGAAGGAUGUUAUGCAGAGGGCAGGAGGGAAGGAUGUUAUGCAGAGGGCAGGAGGGAAGGAUGUUAUGCAGAGGGCAGGAGGGAAGGAUGUUAUGCAGAGGGCAGGAGGGAAGGAUGUUAUGCAGAGGGCAGGAGGGAAGGAUGUUAUGCAGAGGGCAGGAGGGAAGGAUGUUAUGCAGAGGGCAGGAGGGAAGGAUGUUAUGCAGAGGGCAGGAGGGAAGGAUGUUAUGCAGAGGGCAGGAGGGAAGGAUGUAUGCAGAGGGCAGGAGGGAAGGAUGUUAUGCAGAGGGCAGGAGGGAAGGAUGUUAUGCAGAGGGCAGGAGGGAAGGAUGUUAUGCAGAGGGCAGGAGGGAAGGAUGUAUGCAGAGGGCAGGAGGGAAGGAUGUUAUGCAGAGGGCAGGAGGGAAGGAUGUUAUGCAGAGGGCAGGAGGGAAGGAUGUUAUGCAGAGGGCAGGAGGGAAGGAUGUUAUGCAGAGGGCAGGAGGGAAGGAUGUUAUGCAGAGGGCAGGAGGGAAGGAUGUUAUGCAGAGGGCAGGAGGGAAGGAUGUUAUGCAGAGGGCAGGAGGGAAGGAUGUUAUGCAGAGGGCAGGAGGGAAGGAUGUUAUGCAGAGGGCAGGAGGGAAGGAUGUUAUGCAGAGGGUUAUGCAGAGGGCAGGAGGGAAGAUGUUAUGCAGAGGGCAGGAGGGAAGGAUGUUAUGCAGAGGGCAGGAGGGAAGGAUGUUAUGCAGAGGGCAGGAGGGAAGGAUGUUAUGCAGAGGGCAGGAGGGAAGGAUGUUAUGGCAGAGGGCAGGAGGGAAGGAUGGUUAUGCAGAGGGCAGGAGGGAAGGAUGUUAUGCAGAGGGCAGGAGGGAAGGAUGUUAUGCCAGAGGGCAGGAGGGAAGGAUGUUAUGCAGAGGGCAGGAGGGAAGGAUGUUAUGCAGAGGGCAGGAGGGAAGGAUGUUAUGCAGAGGGCAGGAGGGAAGGAUGUUAUGCAGAGGGCAGGAGGGAAGGAUGUUAUGCAGAGGGCAGGAGGGAAGGAUGUUAUGCAGAGGCAGGAGGGAAGGAUGUUAUGCAGAGGGCAGGAGGAGGAUGUAUGCAGGAAGGGCAGGGGGAAGGCAAUGUUAUGCAGAGGGCAGGAGGGAAGGAUGUUAUGCAGAGGGCAGGAGGGAAGGAUGUUAUGCAGAGGGCAGGAGGGAAGGAUGUUAUGCAGAGGGCAGGAGGGGAAGGAUGUUAUGCAGAGGGCAGGAGGGAAGGAUGUUAUGCAGAGGGCAGGAGGGAAGGAUGUUAUGCAGAGGGCAGGAGGGAAGGAUGUUAUGCAGAGGGCAGGAGGGAAGGAUGUUAUGCAGAGGGCAGGAGGGAAGGAUGUUAUGCAGAGGGCAGGAGGGAAGGAUGUUAUGCAGAGGGCAGGAGGGAAGGAUGUUAUGCAGAGGGCAGGAGGGAAGGAUGUUAUGCAGAGGGCAGGAGGGAAGGAUGUUAUGCAGAGGGCAGGAGGGAAGGAUGUUAUGCAGAGGGCAGGAGGGAAGGAUGUUAUGCAGAGGGCAGGAGGGAAGGAUGUUAUGCAGAGGGCAGGAGGGAAGGAUGUUAUGCAGAGGGCAGGAGGGAAGGAUGUUAUGCAGAGGGCAGGAGGGAAGGAUGUUAUGCAGAGGGCAGGAGGGAAGGAUGUUAUGCAGAGGGCAGGAGGGAAGGAUGUUAUGCAGAGGGCAGGAGGGAAGGAUGUUAUGCAGAGGGCAGGAGGGAAGGAUGUUAUGCAGAGGGCAGGAGGGAAGGAUGUUAUGCAGAGGGCAGGAGGGAAGGAUGUUAUGCAGAGGGCAGGAGGGAAGGAUGUUAUGCAGAGGGCAGGAGGGAAGGAUGUUAUGCAGAGGGCAGGAGGGAAGGAUGUUAUGCAGAGGGCAGGAGGGAAGGAUGUUAUGCAGAGGGCAGGAGGGAAGGAUGUUAUGCAGAGGGCAGGAGGGAAGGAUGUUAUGCAGAGGGCAGGAGGGAAGGAUGUUAUGCAGAGGGCAGGAGGGAAGGAUGUUAUGCAGAGGGCAGGAGGGAAGGAUGUUAUGCAGAGGGCAGGAGGGAAGGAUGUUAUGCAGAGGGCAGGAGGGAAGGAUGUUAUGCAGAGGGCAGGAGGGAAGGAUGUUAUGCAGAGGGCAGGAGGGAAGGAUGUUAUGCAGAGGGCAGGAGGGAAGGAUGUUAUGCAGAGGGCAGGAGGGAAGGAUGUUAUGCAGAGGGCAGGAGGGAAGGAUGUUAUGCAGAGGGCAGGAGGGAAGGAUGUUAUGCAGAGGGCAGGAGGGAAGGAUGUUAUGCAGAGGGCAGGAGGGAAGGAUGUUAUGCAGAGGGCAGGAGGGAAGGAUGUUAUGCAGAGGGCAGGAGGGAAGGAUAGGGCAGGAGGGAAGGAUGUUAUGCAGAGGGCAGGAGGGAAGGAUGUUAUGCAGAGGGCAGGAGGGAAGGAUGUUAUGCAGAGGGCAGGAGGGAAGGAUGUUAUGCAGAGGGCAGGAGGGAAGGAUGUUAUGCAGAGGGCAGGAGGGAAGGAUGUUAUGCAGAGGGCAGGAGGGAAGGAUGUUAUGCAGAGGGCAGGAGGGAAGGAUGUUAUGCAGAGGGCAGGAGGGAAGGAUGUUAUGCAGAGGGCAGGAGGGAAGGAUGUUAUGCAGAGGGCAGGAGGGAAGGAUGUUAUGCAGAGGGCAGGAGGGAAGGAUGUUAUGCAGAGGGCAGGAGGGAAGGAUGUUAUGCAGAGGGCAGGAGGGAAGGAUGUUAUGCAGAGGGCAGGAGGGAAGGAUGUUAUGCAGAGGGCAGGAGGGAAGGAUGUUAUGCAGAGGGCAGGAGGGAAGGAUGUUAUGCAGAGGGCAGGAGGGAAGGAUAGGGCAGGAGGGAAGGAUGUUAUGCAGAGGGCAGGAGGGAAGGAUGUUAUGCAGAGGGCAGGAGGGAAGGAUGUUAUGCAGAGGGCAGGAGGGAAGGAUGUUAUGCAGAGGGCAGGAGGGAAGGAUGUUAUGCAGAGGGCAGGAGGGAAGGAUGUUAUGCAGAGGGCAGGAGGGAAGGAUGUUAUGCAGAGGGCAGGAGGGAAGGAUGUUAUGCAGAGGGCAGGAGGGAAGGAUGUUAUGCAGAGGGCAGGAGGGAAGGAUGUUAUGCAGAGGGCAGGAGGGAAGGAUGUUAUGCAGAGGGCAGGAGGGAAGGAUGUUAUGCAGAGGGCAGGAGGGAAGGAUGUUAUGCAGAGGGCAGGAGGGAAGGAUGUUAUGCAGAGGGCAGGAGGGAAGGAUGUUAUGCAGAGGGCAGGAGGGAAGGAUGUUAUGCAGAGGGCAGGAGGGAAGGAUGUUAUGCAGAGGGCAGGAGGGAAGGAUGUUAUGCAGAGGGCAGGAGGGAAGGAUGUUAUGCAGAGGGCAGGAGGGAGGGAUGUUAUGCAGAGGGCAGGAGGGAAGGGAUGGCAGGAGGGAAGGAUGUUAUGCAGAGGGCAGGAGGAGGAUGUUAUGCAGAGGGCAGGAGGGAAGGAUGUUAUGCAGAGGGCAGGAGGGAAGGAUGUUAUGCAGAGGGCAGGAGGGAAGGAUGUUAUGCAGAGGGCAGGAGGGAAGGAUGUUAUGCAGAGGGCAGGAGGGAAGGAUGUUAUGCAGAGGGCAGGAGGGAAGGAUGUUAUGCAGAGGGCAGGAGGGAAGGAUGUUAUGCAGAGGGCAGGAGGGAAGGAUGUUAUGCAGAGGGCAGGAGGGAAGGAUGUUAUGCAGAGGGCAGGAGGGAAGGAUGUUAUGCAGAGGGCAGGAGGGAAGGAUGUUAUGCAGAGGGCAGGAGGGAAGGAUGUUAUGCAGAGGGCAGGAGGGAAGGAUGUUAUGCAGAGGGCAGGAGGGAAGGAUGUUAUGCAGAGGGCAGGAGGGAAGGAUGUUAUGCAGAGGGCAGGAGGGAAGGAUGUUAUGCAGAGGGCAGGAGGGAAGGAUGUUAUGCAGAGGGCAGGAGGGAAGGAUGUUAUGCAGAGGGCAGGAGGGAAGGAUGUUAUGCAGAGGGCAGGAGGGAGGAUGUUAUGCAGAGGGCAGGAGGGAAGGAUGAGGGAGGAUGUUAUGCAGAGGGCAGGAGGGAGGGAUGUUAUGCAGAGGGCAGGAGGGAAGGAUGUUAUGCAGAGGGCAGGAGGGAAGGAUGUUAUGCAGAGGGCAGGAGGGAAGGAUGUUAUGCAGAGGGCAGGAGGGAAGGAUGUUAUGCAGAGGGCAGGAGGGAAGGAUGUUAUGCAGAGGGCAGGAGGGAAGGAUGUUAUGCAGAGGGCAGGAGGGAAGGGAUGUUAUGCAGAGGGCAGGAGGGAAGGAUGUUAUGCAGAGGGCAGGAGGGAAGGAUGUUAUGCAGAGGGCAGGAGGGAAGGAUGUUAUGCAGAGGGCAGGAGGGAAGGAUGUUAUGCAGAGGGCAGGAGGGAAGGAUGUUAUGCAGAGGGCAGGAGGGAAGGAUGUUAUGCAGAGGGCAGGAGGGAAGGAUGUUAUGCAGAGGGCAGAGGGAAGGAUGUUAUGCAGAGGGCAGGAGGGAAGGAUGUUAUGCAGAGGGCAGGAGGGAAGGAUGUUAUGCAGAGGGCAGGAGGGAAGGAUGUUAUGCAGAGGGCAGGAGGGAAGGAUGUUAUGCAGAGGGCAGGAGGGAAGGAUGUUAUGCAGAGGGCAGGAGGGAAGGAUGUUAUGCAGAGGGCAGGAGGGAAGGAUGUUAUGCAGAGGGCAGGAGGGAAGGAUGUUAUGCAGAGGGCAGGAGGGAAGGAUGUUAUGCAGAGGGCAGGAGGGAGGGAUGUUAUGCAGAGGGCAGGAGGGAAGGGAUGUUAUGCAGAGGGCAGGAGGGAGGAUGUUAUGCAGAGGGCAGGAGGGAAGGAUGUUAUGCAGAGGGCAGGAAGGAAGGAUGUUAUGCAGAGGGCAGGAGGGAGGGAUGUUAUGCAGAGGGCAGGAGGGAGGGAUGUUAUGCAGAGGGCAGGAGGGAAGGAUGUUAUGCAGAGGGCAGGAGGGAAGGAUGUUAUGCAGAGGGCAGGAGGGAAGGAUGUUAUGCAGAGGGCAGGAGGGAAGGAUGUUAUGCAGAGGGCAGGAGGGAGGGAUGUUAUGCAGAGGCAGGAGGAGCUAGCAGAGGGCAGGAGGAGGAUGUUAUGCAGAGGGCAGGAGGGAGGGAUGUUAUGCAGAGGGCAGGAGGGAAGGAUGUUAUGCAGAGGGCAGGAGGGAAGGAUGUUAUGCAGAGGGCAGGAGGGAGGGAUGUUAUGCAGAGGGCAGGAGGGAGGGAUGUUAUGCAGAGGGCAGGAGGGAGGGAUGUUAUGCAGAGGGCAGGAGGGAAGGAUGUUAUGCAGAGGGCAGGAGGGAAGGAUGUUAUGCAGAGGGCAGGAGGGAAGGAUGUUAUGCAGAGGGCAGGAGGGAGGGAUGUAUGCAGAGGGCAGGAGGGAAGGAUGUUAUGCAGAGGGCAGGAGGGAAGGAUGUUAUGCAGAGGGCAGGAGGAAGGAUGUUAUGCAGAGGGCAGGAGGGAGGGAUGUUAUGCAGAGGGCAGGAGGGAAGGAUGUUAUGCAGAGGGCAGGAGGGAAGGAUGUUAUGCAGAGGGCAGGAGGGAGGAUGUUAUGCAGAGGGCAGGAGGGAAGGAUGUUAUGCAGAGGGCAGGAGGGAAGGGAUGUUAUGCAGAGGGCAGGAGGGAGGGAUGUUAUGCAGAGGGCAGGAGGGAAGGAUGUUAUGCAGAGGGCAGGAGGGAAGGAUGUUAUGCAGAGGGCAGGAGGGAAGGAUGUUAUGCAGAGGGCAGGAGGGAAGGAUGUUAUGCAGAGGGCAGGAGGGAAGGAUGUUAUGCAGAGGGCAGGAGGGAAGGAUGUUAUGCAGAGGGCAGGAGGGAAGGAUGUUAUGCAGAGGGCAGGAGGGAAGGAUGAGGGAAGGGAUGUUAUGCAGAGGGCAGGAGGGAAGGAUGUUAUGCAGAGGGCAGGAGGGAAGGAUGUUAUGCAGAGGGCAGGAGGGAAGGAUGUUAUGCAGAGGGCAGGAGGGAAGGAUGUUAUGCAGAGGGCAGGAGGGAAGGAUGUUAUGCAGAGGGCAGGAGGGAAGGAUGUUAUGCAGAGGGCAGGAGGGAAGGAUGUUAUGCAGAGGGCAGGAGGGAAGGAUGUUAUGCAGAGGGCAGGAGGGAAGGAUGUUAUGCAGAGGGCAGGAGGGAAGGAUGUUAUGCAGAGGGCAGGAGGGAAGGAUGUUAUGCAGAGGGCAGGAGGGAAGGAUGUUAUGCAGAGGGCAGGAGGGAAGGAUGUUAUGCAGAGGGCAGGAGGGAAGAAUGUUAUGCAGAGGGCAGGAGGGAAGGAUGUUAUGCAGAGGGCAGGAGGGAAGGAUGUUAUGCAGAGGGCAGGAGGGAAGGAUGUUAUGCAGAGGGCAGGAGGGAAGGAUGUUAUGCAGAGGGCAGGAGGGAAGGAUGUUAUGCAGAGGGCAGGAGGGGAAGGAUGCAAUGAAAAGAACGAGGGGAAGGAUGGAAUGUAG